Molecule: messenger RNA, 4667 nt
Organism: Anopheles funestus (African malaria mosquito)
Lineage: Eukaryota; Metazoa; Arthropoda; Insecta; Diptera; Culicidae
Exons: 1
Coding region: 3325-3984 (219 amino acids)
Source: RefSeq, a predicted model, not a curated record
GACUAUAAUAUCAUGCUUUGAAAAGACAUUUAGUUACCUCAACCAAAAUAUUACGAAAGAUUUUUUUUUAAAUCCUUAUUUUUCCCUAGGCGUCGAAGUAGUGCCUGGAAUCCAGGUUAGUCCGCAGUCGACUUUGACUUCUCUCCGGAACUUUGAACGACUCUUUUUAGUCAAAUCCGGUUUUUCGACUCUGGAGUCGAAAUGGUUUCAUGAAUCACGUGGCGUUUUGCAAUAUAAUUUUUACGGUUGAUGUGUUCCAUAAUAUCCUUGUAAUCCGUACCUGUGUCUCAUAUCAUUAUCGUUUUUUAUUUGUUUUGGUUUGCUAUACUGUAGAGCGCUAUACGACCGGCAUCUAAUCCUAGUAGAAACGUUCCCCAUACUUUUUAUUCAGUUAGCGGUGACCAUACAAAAUGAUCAUAAUAAAGAUGAAGAGUUUUAAACUCGAUUGAACGUUUUCAUCAUAAAAAAGAGGAUCUGCAAUUAUACAAGAUACAAAUUUUACCUUAUUUUAUCUGGUACUGGUAGUGUCAUCGGACUGCACACGCGCUGUAGUUAGAUGCGUUUGUCAGCAUGUUAAAACUUCGUGGUAACUGCUCCCCUUUUAGAGCGUUGAACCUCCUGGUUAACGUGGUUAAUGAGCGUAAGCCAGAGUUGAUGGUUGAAAGUACAUAUUUCAAGGUUUCUUCGUUGUUGUUCCUUACAGUUUCGGUAGAGAUUGCGAUUGAUUGGUGGUUUAGCAAUGUUAAUACCAUGGUACUGGAAAUUAUGAUGCCCAUGGUCCAUGCUGGUCACGUAGCCCGGUGUGUGAAAACUUGUGAAAACAUGGAAAGGAGCUGAGCUUUUUCAUUGUCCAUUACAACUGAUGAUGGAAUUAUAUUUGAAGUGAUUGUGUUAUGGAAAACUUUACGUAGGUGAAUUGUAUGUUUUGAUGUAUUGGAUAUCAUAUGUGCAUAUUUUGAAAUUUUGUCAAUAUUCGUUAGGAAAAGUUGAGCUUCGAUUUGGUAAAUGUCCAAAUGUAUGAUUUCGAAUGGGAAAUUUGGGAUAGGAGAUUCUUGCAGUUGUAUUGGUGUAGAGAUUGUCGAUCAUAUUCGGUCGUGUAGUAACUCCAAAUUUUUUGCUCGGUUCAAAGAAUUCCUUCAUGAGGGAUGUUAACAUUUGCUCGUCUAAUCUAGUUCUUCUAUCUAGUUUCUAUUUUUUUAGGGUUUGUUUUUUGUAGCUUCAAGAUUGUUUUUUUUUUCGUACAAAAUAUCUUGUAAUUCAAACGCGUUUAAUGUUUGAACCAUUAUCAUUCUGUUGAUAUGAUGUAAUUCGAAUAAUCUUUAUCAGCUGAGUGUUGUGAAGGUCUCAGUGCAUGUACGAUUUCAGGUACUUUAGUUAGGAUGUGAUUUUUUGUUUUUGAAAGUAAGUUUUAAAGUGUAUGCUAUCGUUAUGAUGAGCUGUUUGUACUCCUGAUGUACUCCUGAUUGAAAAUGGUAUUUCUGCAGCAAUGGCUUAAAGCGUAUUUUUGGCGGUGGUCUUCAGCAACCUGCUACUCUUCUUAGUUAUUGAUUUUGUAAUUGAUUUUGAUCAGUGCCAUCUGAUGAGCAUUUGUAAUCCAUUUUGAUCAGUGUCAUCUGAUGAGCAAACGCUACGCUACUGGCGGCGUUGCCAAAUUAACCACUUUGGAGUAUCACCCUCGACCCCAUAAUGUAAGUUAGUGUAGGUAGCGUUAUUAUGUAAAUAAUAGUUAGCAGUACUACGCAUAAGACACGAGCGAUCGGAUGCGCCGAUCGUCGCUUUCAUAUCCUUCGACCGCCGACCAGCACGGAUGUAACCAGAUAUUACGCCCAUCACGCAAUAAAAGGUAUCGCGCAAGCCCUACAAUUCAAACUGGUGUCUAUGGUUUUUAAUUUUAUUUGUGUGGCCUUUAAGCUACAACCAAUACCAUAUUUCAUACUACCUCGGAUUAGUGCCUUAUGAAGUUGCAUGGUCUUUUCAGGGUCUAUAUGGUUUCUAAAAUUGCAAAUUGUUUUGAUGGCUUUUACUCGCUUUGCUGCUUUAGUUUUUCGAUUUUCGGAAUGUUGAUGGAAUUUUUUUGGCUGUCUACUGUGACUCCCAACAACCAAUGUUCUUUGAUUUUCUGUAUGUUAACUCCUGCUAUGUGUAUGUUCGCUUUUAAGUUAUCUUUUAGGAAUUUCAUGUAUGUAUGUGCAUUUUUGAGUGUUGUUUUCAGUCCCUUUGAAGGGAUUUUUCAACCGAUUUUGGUGUAAGUUCCGCUUCUAUAAUGUCAAAUUAAUUUGCAUAUUGCAGCACUUUGAUUUUUCCGCUAUCUGGUAGUGUAUAUGUUGAAGAGAGCCUGCCCGGUGGGGAGCCCGUCCGACGCACUUCUUUUGAUUAUUUCGCUAUCAACGGAUAUUUCUAAGCACCUGUUCUUAAGGACGCUGCUUAUCCUAGCAAUAUCUUCGUUGGAUAUCAACAGGGAUUGCAUUAUUGCUGUUAGCUCAUUUGUUAAUACACUAUUGUACGCACGUCUAUAAAAUCCACUUCACCGUUUUCCUAUUGUUUUUCAUAAUGGUGUUGAUUAACAGAUCAAUCAUGUCUGUGGUUGAUUUGUUUUCACGAAAGCCGAAACUGGACUCAGGCAGAUGUAAAUGUUUUUCCAGAUAAUCUGUGAUCGUUUUUUAAGGUACGGCUAUGUUUGCUACUUUUAAAACUGUUAUCACUAAUGCUAUCGGUCUAAAGUUUAUAACUUCAGUUAAUUCUUUACCGAUUUCGCCGAUUGCGAUGAUUUUAAGUAUUUGUAAUCUAUGUGGUACCUGUCCCUCUCGGUACAUGUCGUUAAUUUCUUUAAUGAUUUUGACUGCCAUCUCAUCAUGUAGAAUCAUGUAGAGCGUACCAUAUAUUAUUUCAUCGACCCCUUUUAUGGUAUUCUUCUUCUUCUUGGCUUAACGACCUUAAAGGUCACGGCCGACCAUUUCUGGCUUACUAGACUUAUUUUACCACGUAGCCGGAUAGUCAGUCCUUGCUACGGGGGAACGGUCCGGAUGGGAUUUGAACCCGGUCCGGCCGUGUGGACUGGCGCCGUUUAUCACAUGCACCACCAAACCGCCCCAUUUCAUGGUAUUAUUUUUGGCUAAAGUCUGAAAUAAUUAUUUCAGACUUUAGCCGAAAAUUUCAAGUUAACCGGUUCAUAGCAUAGUUUUUACACGAGAAGAACGUCCUCUAUUAGACUCCGAUCCGAUAUGACGUGUCUAACCGUGAUCUGCGACAAGUGAUAUUGAGAUAAAACAUAUACAAACAACAAUAAUAGUGAGGGGAAAGAGAAAGCUAGCUCGGGGCCCAGCCAUGGGCCGUAGCAAGAAAAAAAUAGCACCAGGUGACGUAGUGCCCUCGUGUUCAUAUUUCAACGUUCCGUCGAGUAUCCCGACGAGCAAUAACUACGAAAUCCUUAGUGAAGACGAAGAAGCGCCAUCGACGCCGGUUACAUCGGUACCAUCAAAACAGCCAACAUCAAAAAUUCCGCCAAUUAUCGUCACCGUCACACAAGUAGGAGAUGUGCAUCAAAAAAUCACCUCCGUUGGAGUAGUAAACUAUACCACUAACAGUACACGUAAGGGCAUUGUCGUGAACACGACCACAUCCAGCGACUUCAAACUCGUAGUGGACGUUCUAAAACGGAAUAACAGAUCGUUCUUCACGCACCAACUAGCAGAAGGCAAAACAACGAAGGUGGUAAUCUUCGGGUUACCUGAACAGGAUACAGAAUCCAUCAAAGCUGCGCUUGCCGAAGUCAACAUCACACCAAUCGUGAUUAAAAAGCUAGAGAUAAAGAAAAAGAGAUACGACGACCAAUGUAUGUAUCUCCUCCACUUCCCUAGAGGAUCAAUAACCCUCAGCGAGCUGAAACAAGUUAGAGCAGUAGACCAUCAUCGUGUCUACUUUGAGUGCUUCUCUAAAAAACGGUCCCAAGCAGUGUAUAAACUGCCAGCGCUACGGGCACGGUAAUGCAAACUGCUACCUUUCCCCUGUGUGCGUUAAAUGCGCUGAUAACCACGCAUCAAAAUCAUGUCCGCUAAGCCUAACUACUACCUCUUCAGAUGGCAAAAUAGCUUCAACCAAAUUGAAGUGUGCGAAUUGUGGUGAACACCAUACGGCAAAUUUCUCAGGCUGCUCAGCAAGACUGAGGCUUAAAAAGGUAACUCCAACACUACCUCGUGUUCGUGCUGAAUUUACGUACAACGAAGCUGCGUUCCCCCGCCUCCCUAACCACCAAAUCGUCCUAAUCAACCAAAACACACAUACGCAAACCUUUUCAACCAACAACAAAGAAACUUUAGUCAGAAUGUAGAUUUUGACCUAAACGAGAUAGGGCAAAUCGUAGAAGACGUUUUUUCAAACCUGAGCCGUUGCAGCUCAAAAAAAGAUCUCGUCACAGUCAUCGUGCAGAUUUCAGCGAAAUAUUGCUUUCUACACCUUAAAUAAUUCAUUAAAAAUCAUGUACUGGAAUGCCAACGGUAUUUCAAAUAAAAAAGACGAAUUUUUCAACUUUCUUUUAAAAAAGAAUAUACAUAUCGCUGCCAUAAGUGAACCAUUUCUAAAGAAUGGUACAAGAUUCUCUCACCCAAAAUUCCACACCUAUAGAUUAGAUAGAUCGCAUGGAGAAAAAGGUGGAGUAGCACUAGUGAUAU